CCGUGUACUUGCUGCCAGGGUUUAUUAGGUCCUUGUCUGAGCUGAGAGAGCGAAGAAAGCAUGAGGAGCUCUACGCAGAGCAGGCGGGGACACUCACUGACUCAAAACUGAGUGACGAGCCAGCACAGUUUCCUCCAGCCGGCCCCACUCACCGUGUCUGUCAUACACCCAGACUCAUGAUUCAUCUCCUGGACUGCUCAAAAUCUCCGGCCACCCCAGAGCUGCUCUCCAUCACUCACGGCGGGGCUGGUCCAAGCAGCCCCCCACGCUCAGGGCUUCGGAGGAGAAGAUGGGAAAUCUCUACGUGGCUGUUGGGAUCCUUGUGCUCUGCGCUGCUGGCAGCUCGGGGAGUAAUAUCUGCACCACCCGUGGAGUGAACUCCUGCAAGCAAUGCCUGGCUGUGAGCCCCCUCUGCGCCUGGUGCUCUGCAGAGGUGUUGGCACAGUCAGCCCCUCGCUGUGACCUGCACGCCAACCUCCUGCAAAAUGGCUGCGGGCACGACUACAUCGAGUUCCCCACCAGCACUGUAACCAUCCUGGAGGACCGGCCCCUCAGCGACAAGGGCUCGGGGAGCUCCACCACCACCCAGAUGAGCCCCCAGAAAAUACAUCUGAACCUGCGGCCGGAUGACUCCCAGGUCUUUCGCGUCCAAGUGCGUCAAGUGGAAGACUACCCCGUGGAUAUUUACUACCUGAUGGACCUGUCCAACUCCAUGAAGGAUGAUCUGAGGAACAUCCAGAACCUGGGCACCAAGCUGGCCAGUGAGAUGCGCAAGCUCACCAGCAACCUACGCAUUGGCUUUGGGGCCUUUGUGGACAAGCCCAUUUCCCCCUACAUGUAUAUCUCUCCUCCACAAGCCAUCGCAAACCCUUGCUAUGAGAUCGGGGAAACCUGCCUUCCCAUGUUUGGCUACAAACAUGUCCUCUCGCUCACGGACGAGGUGACCCGUUUCAACGAGGAGGUGCAGAAGCAGAGUGUCUCACGGAACCGUGAUGCACCUGAGGGCGGCUUCGAUGCCAUCAUCCAGGCCACCGUGUGCGACGAGAAAAUUGGCUGGAGGAACGAUGCUUCCCACCUGCUCGUCUUCACCACGGACGCCAAGACCCACAUCGCGCUGGACGGCAGGCUGGCUGGCAUCGUGCAGCCCAAUGACGCCCAGUGCCACAUUGACAAGAAUAAUUUGUACUCAGCCUCUACCACGCUGGACUAUCCCUCCCUGGGCCUGAUGACUGAGAAACUCUCACAGAAGAACAUCAACUUGAUCUUUGCUGUGACAGAUACAGUCGUGGGCCUCUACCAGAACUACAGUGAGCUAAUCCCGGGCACAACUGUGGGCACCUUGUCCAGAGACUCCAGCAAUGUCCUGCAGCUCAUAGUGGACUCCUACGGGAAAAUCCGCUCCAAGGUGGAGCUGGAGGUACGAGACCUCCCUGAAGAGCUGUCCCUGGCCUUCAAUGCCACCUGCGUCAAUGAUGAGGUCAUCCCUGGGCUCAAGUCUUGCGUGGGGCUCAAGAUUGGGGACACGGUGAGCUUCAGCAUCGAGGCCAAGGUACGGGGGUGCCCACAGGAGCGGCAGAAAUCCUUCACCAUCAAACCUGUGGGCUUCAAGGACAGCCUGACGGUGCUGGUGAACUUCGACUGCGACUGCUCCUGCGAGAGCCAAGCCGAGGCCAACAGCUCGUCCUGCAGCCAAGGCAAUGGCACGCUGGAGUGCGGCGUGUGCCGCUGCUACCCCGGGCGCCUGGGCUCGCACUGCGAGUGCUCGGAGGAGGAGUACAACCCCUCGCAGCAGGACAACUGCAGCCCCCAGCCGGGCCAGCCCCUCUGCAGCCAGCGCGGCGAGUGCAUCUGCGGGCAGUGCGUGUGCCACAGCAGCGACUUCGGGAAGGUGACGGGCAAGUACUGUGAAUGCGACGACUUCUCCUGCGUCCGCUUCAAGGGCCAGAUGUGCUCAGGCCACGGGCAGUGCAGCUGUGGGGACUGUCUGUGCGACUCAGACUGGACCGGUGACUACUGCAACUGCACCACCCGCACCGACACGUGCAUGUCCAGCAACGGGCUGGUGUGCAGCGGCCAUGGCUCCUGCGUCUGCGGCAAGUGCGACUGCACCCAGCCCGGCUCCUACGGCGACACCUGCGAGAAGUGUCCCACGUGCCCGGACGCCUGCACCAUCAAAAAGGAGUGCGUGGAGUGCAAGAAGUUUGAGCGGGGAGCGCUGCUGAAGCAGCAGUCCUGCAGCCGCAUGUGCCGCGAUGAGAUCGAGACGGUGCAGGAACUGAGUGACAGGGGCAAGGAUGCCGUGAACUGCACCUACAAGGACGAGGACGACUGCGUGGUGCGGUUCCAGUACUACGAGGACUCCAGCGGCAAGUCCAUCCUCUACGUUAUCGAGGAGCCAGACUGCCCAAAAGGGCCAGACGUCCUGGUGGUCCUGCUCUCUGUGAUGGGUGCCAUCCUGCUCAUCGGCCUCGCUGCCCUGCUCAUCUGGAAGCUCCUCAUCACCAUCCACGACCGCCGGGAGUUUGCCCGCUUCGAGGAGGAGAAGGCCAGGGCCAAGUGGGACACGGGCAACAACCCUUUAUACAAAGAGGCUACUUCUACCUUCACCAACAUCACAUACCGUGGGAACAUGUAAGGAUGCCACAUCCAGCGCUGGCUGUGGGAUCAGCCAAGGAUCCAUAGGAUCUUCUGAAGUCCGGUUUACAGAAGAGCUUGUGUGUGUCUGCGUGUGUGAGUGUGUCUGUGUGUAAUUUAACAAUCCCUUGACUGCCUCCGAGGCCCUGUUGCCCGUCACCCCACUGUCACUGCAGGGAUGUGCUUUCUACAGCAAACCUCUCAUCCUUACCUCGGCGGGUCGCCUCGCAGGAGCUGGCGGCCCCUCCAUACACUGAACGCAGAGAAAUGGGACUUUCUCUGCCUGGCAAGUCUGUGAACUGUUAGGUGCUCAUCAGGCCAAGAGGAUUUUGGGAGCGGCUGCUCGAACUAAAGGCUGAGCUGUGCUCUCCUCCAUGGCCCGUACUCGUGAAGCUCUGCCUGCUCGGAGCGUCCCCUCGUGCACUGGACAGAUGCAGUUCCCCUGGGUACAGGAGCAGUCUCCGGGGGGAGACUGCCCGCAGGCAGGAGCCAUUGCAUAGCUUUGUGGGUUGAGGACACCACUUGAGCAACCCAGCAGCCCCGUACUUCUUCCAGCCACAUGUUUCUGGCGCUGCUGUGGCCUGGGACGGUAUCACAGGGCCCUUCCUCAUCUCCAUCAUGUGCACUCAGUUUGCACCACUGACCAACUCUAUGUAGCAUCAGCUGUGCUGGUCCCAGCCACAGCCCAGCUCAGCUGCUCCCUAUGUCCCCCUCCACUGUCUCCGUGCCCCAAAGCACAUGGAUGUGCAGGCAGCAGCCUGGGGUGUGUUAUGAAAAUGUCUUCACUGAGGGAGUGGUCAGGCAUUGGAAGAGGCUGCCCAGAGAGGUGGUGGAGUCACCAUCCCUGGGGCUAUUUAAAAGACAUGUAGACGUGGCACUUCAGGACAUGGUAUAGGAGACAUGGUACUGUUGGGUUGAUGGUUGGACUUCAGGAGCCUGGAGGUCUUUUCCAACCUUAAUGAUUCUAUGAUGCCCAUUAUCCUUUGAGCCUGGCCACCUCUCUCCCUUUCCUAUGCUUUUUGGACUGCGUAACUGCACCACGCUUGGUUUUCUGUGUAGUUCAGGGUUCCAGAAGAGCAGGCGUGGUUCGGGCUACAUCCUGCUGCCUGAGGCUGUCUAUCACCUGUGAGAAAACAAAAAAAAUGUCCUGGUGGCAGAGUUGGGCUGUAACAGCGCUGCUGCCUGGUCCAUGCCCCAGCCAGAGCCUGGUGCCUCUGUUCCCCUCGAUUGCACCAAAAAGCAACAGUGACCGUGUGCUCUGUGUGGAGCUGCCCCCCAAGGCCCCAGCAGCAUGCUGGCCCAGCUGGUGGCAGUUGUGUGCCCCCUGUUCCCUGGCUGGCCUGUCCCCAGCAGUGUGGGAGCAGGGGUUGGCUGCAGGCAGCAGUCGCUGAUGCUGGGGUGGGAGCUGGGGCUGAGCCCUGGAGCGGCGGGUGGAUGGGCAGCACCCAAGCAGCAGUGAUUCAUGCCACAGAAAUAAAAACAAAUAAAAUUUUAAAAA
This is a messenger RNA of Phalacrocorax carbo (great cormorant), 4132 nucleotides long. The record is from RefSeq and is a predicted model, not a curated record. Lineage: Eukaryota; Metazoa; Chordata; Aves; Suliformes; Phalacrocoracidae.